This is a messenger RNA of Prunus persica (peach), 1358 nucleotides long. RefSeq names its product F-box/FBD/LRR-repeat protein At1g13570. The record is from RefSeq and is a predicted model, not a curated record. Lineage: Eukaryota; Viridiplantae; Streptophyta; Magnoliopsida; Rosales; Rosaceae. Bases 423 to 1358 code for a protein of 311 amino acids. Gene Ontology annotation, molecular function: protein binding. The transcript has 2 exons.
GAGUGUGGCUGACGUAGUCUUUCGUUGUGAUACGCCUUUUUUUAACUUUCUUUUUUUAGUAUUCAUGUGUUUCUGGCUGACCCACUAGGCCUUUGUUUCUUUUUUUACUUCUUGGGCGGGCCUCUACUUUUUGUGUUUCAUAAACGGACCGGACCGAUCUCGUGUGUAAGAGUUGGGUCUAUUUAAUUUUAGACCCAACACGUUUGAAAUUCCCCUUUUAUCCCUCCAAACAGCCACAUAAGUUGGUCUUCGGAGCCGUUGAUGUCUUUCCCAUUUCCCCAUUUCCCAUUUCCCAUUUCCCUUCGCGGCUAGAGGUUGGCGUUGCAGAUAUGCCGCGGCUGUCCACCCCUCAAAUAACUUAUUUCAUUACAUUGUAAUAUUUAAGAAGAAAGUAAAUUAAUAACAAGGGUGUUCCAACUUCCAUGCCGAAAAGAAAGGCUAAGCAUUCUGGAUGGACAUAUGGGAAACGACAAAAGAUUCCAAUCAAUUUGGUUGAUAAGGAAGAGAAUUAUUCGGAGGAGGAUCAGAUCAGUCAGCUACCGGAUGUCAUUCUAAUCAGCAUUCUUUCCCUAUUGGGUAUUAGGGAUGCAGCAAGAACUUGUGUCCUCUCUAAGAGGUGGAUCUAUGUGUGGAAACAGAUUACAUGUCUCAACUUCGAUGAUAUAGAUGCAUUAUCCAAACCACAGAAGAAAAGAAGGCAACGAGUGAAAACAACAUCUAGUUACAAUUGGGUGAAUCAAGUCUUGCAAUUGCACCAUGGUCCAUCCUUAGAUGAAUUCAAAAUUCGUUCUUCCUCACUCAAUUGCAGUCCUAGUAGUUCUGAAAUCGACAAUUGGAUUGAAUUUGCAAUGUGGAGGAGAGUUCAAGGCCUUGAGAUAGAUUUGGAAGCAGGCAGACGGUCUCGUUUUUCUUCUCCCAGUUAUAUCUUUCCAGAUAAGCCAUUUAGAAGCCCUUUUGGUAUUUCCUGCAUCAAGUCCCUUAAACACCUCUCUUUGUCCUUUGUAAAUAUAACCGGCGAACUUGUUGAGCACUUUCUAUCCUACUGUGAACUCCUUGAGCAUCUCUGCAUUUCUUGCUCAGAUCAAUUAGUAAAAUUGAAAGUUGCUGGUUCAUCACUCCGGUUGAAGUUCCUACAAAUAAGUGAGUGUACGUCUUUAGGAUUAGUUGAGAUUUGGGCUCCUAAUCUCGUGUCAUUUAUUUAUAAGGGAAUGUUGGGUUAUUGUGACAGUAUUCGAUUGAGGCAUGCACCCUUGCUUGUUAAUGUAUCUCUUGCAGAAAGUACUAGGUCUAUAAUUGAACCUUUUCUUUCGGUUAAAAGUUGCAUUCCUCAGCUGGUGACUCUCAAUCGUCAUAGAUGA